Iphiclides podalirius (scarce swallowtail) is the source of this 468-nucleotide messenger RNA. The record is from the annotation of a GenBank genome assembly. NCBI's taxonomy places the organism in Eukaryota, Metazoa, Arthropoda, Insecta, Lepidoptera, Papilionidae.
AUGGGCUGGGCUGCUCAAGGAUACGCAUGCGAAGCGCCACUGAUGGUAGGUGCGCAGUAUACUAGUGCAGCUCCAUUCCUAGGAGCUUACGACCUCACCGCAUUCCCCUCCACGUAUGGGGGCGGAUUUGCUAUUUCAAGCGCGUCCCCUAUCUCGCCUUACGGGGUCUCUGUGGUAUCAGAGAAUGCGAUCGAAGGAAUCCUGGCGGUCGGUGGUGAAUUGCCAUUCCUUGGCACCGUAGCGUUAGAGGGUGCUCUGCCAACAGCUGGUGCGGGCACCAUCUCAUACGGCUGUGGUAACGGGAAUGUGGGAAUGAUAAGUGAGAGUGCCUUGUCAAUGGCGGCCGCUAAUGGAUUCGGGUGGCCCGGGACAGGCCUAAACUAUGCCCCGACGACAAAUGGGUACGGGUACAGCGGGGCGUGGGCUAAUCCUGCCACAGAAUAUGGAUAUGGUUGUGGAGCGGUAUAU